This is a messenger RNA of Clunio marinus, 384 nucleotides long. Lineage: Eukaryota; Metazoa; Arthropoda; Insecta; Diptera; Chironomidae. The record is from the annotation of a GenBank genome assembly.
AUGGCGUUUAGUCUGUUUGAAAAGCUAAGGAGUGUGCUGGGAUCUCACAAGUCUUGUUUAGUAUACGGCAAUAAUGAUAAGCACCUCUUCCCUUGUCUUCAACGAGAGCUUUUCCCUGUAGGUUUUCCAUCCAUUUUCUCGAAAGCAUUAAACCCAGCACAUAGCGAAGAUGAAAACCAAGAAGAAUCAGAAAGCUCGCAAAGCAGCAUGUCAGAACUAUCUGAUUACGAUGAAGAUUUUGACUUCGUCGAUGAACACUCAAAGCGAAAGAAAUUUCUCAGUCGCAGCUUCAUUUGUAACAAAGAAAAGAAUGCGUUGGGAGACUCACAUCUUGAUGCUUUAUGCUUCCUUAAAAGUCUGUUCAAAAAAAUUGCAAAUAAAUAA